AUGAGCGAAGGGGAGAAGAGGACGACGCCCGCGCCGGGGAAGGACCCCUUAAAUUUCAAGGAUGAAUCCAACAUCACUCGAUUCGUUCGACCGAACCGUUGGCUCUCGCUCGACAUCGCGGGGAAACCGAUGCUCCGAAUUAAUUGGGUGAGCGCCGGUCUCGCCUCGCUGGUUCUUUGGGGUUUCGUUAUCUGGGCGCUCUCGGCCGGGGUCAACGCGGCGACGGAAGUGAAGGGAUGGCAAGCCUGGAUCACUGUGAACUGGACGUGGCUGUACAUUCUCACGCAGGAUGUCUGGUUCAUCUUCAUCAUCUAUCUCCUGUUCACCAAGUUCAAGGACGUGAAGCUCGGUCGCGAUGACGAAGAGCCCGCGUUCUCGGACUACGAGUGGUUCUCCAUGUUGUUUGCGUGCGGUAUCGGCGUCGGGUUGUACACGUACGGCGUCGCCGAACCGAUGUGGUACUACCGGAUGAACUAUUACAACCCGCAAAAGAUUCCCAUCAACAACGAUGAUCAGCGUGCGCAGCAGGCAAUUUUUAUCACGCUGUUCCACUGGGGUAUCCACGGAUGGAUUCCGUACGUCCUCGUUGCCAUCACUCUCGGUGUCGUCUGCUACCGCCAUGGUCGCCCGAUGACCAUCCGCGCAGCUUUCUUCCCGCUCUUGGGCGAGAACGUCAACGGUCUCAUCGGUGACCUCAUCGACGCGCUUUCCAUUUCGUGCACCACGUUCGGUGUGUGCACGAGCCUUGGCCUUGGUGUCACAACGAUCGCGACUACCAUUGCCCGACUCAACUCUGACGUCGAUCCAAAUUCAGACACGACCAAGGGCUUGAUCAUCUGGAUCAUCACCGGUAUCGCGUGCGGUUCCGUGCUCAUGGGUUUGAAGAAUGGCAUUCGUGUGCUUUCUAAGAUUACUUUCUCCAUCGGACUGAUCUUCUUGGGUGCCCUCUACGCCCUUGACGAUCCGAUGUUCCUGUUGAGCAGCGUCACGCAGUCCAUCGGACACUACUUGCAGUGGAUCACCGUCGUCGGCUGGGACUGCGAUGCUUGGCCUAUUUUGACCCAAGGUCUCCUCGGUGCCGGUACAAACGGCUGGACACAUGACGAUGGCUCUUGGAAGACCACCGCUAAGUCCUGGGCUGGAUAUGCUCUCGGCAAGUCUAACGAGCAUAACGUCAUCGACGCCGUCCGCGCGACCGCAGGUGGCGAGCUCGAUGCAACCGCUAUGUGGGGUAAGCGUACUUAUUUCGGCUUCAUGGACGACUGGACUAUCUUCUACUGGGGUUGGUGGAUCUCUUGGGCCCCGUUUGUCGGCAUGUUCAUCGCCCGCAUUUCUCGUGGCAGAACCGUUGGCCAACUCAUCAAGGGUGCAUUUAUCGCUCCCAUUCUUUUUGGCUUUGUCUACCUGACCACGCUCGGUUCUCUCGGUAUCAAGAUGCAACGCGUCGCUGAGAGUGCCAUCGGUACGAACUCAUCCGUCGAUUGGAGCGGCAACUCCGUCGACUGCGACGCUUUCGGCUACGGCGAGACGAAGAUGCUCAAUAUGACCUCAGCUGGUUACGCUGCGGGCAAGCAGCUUCAAGACGCCGGUUACUACCCGUUGUCGUGCAGAAACGGGUCCGAUCACAUUCUUGAUGUCGUUGAGCCGUACGGUAAGUUGGCGCGACCUCUCCAAACGCUCAUCCUCAUCGCCGUCUCUCUCUACUUCAUCACGUCUUCGGAUAGCGGUUCGUACGUCGAUGACUUGAUCUCCGCCAUGGGCUACGAAAACCCACCGGUGUUACAAAAGGUGUACUGGUGCUUCACCGAAGGCGCGCUCGCGACUGCUCUCGUCUACAGUGGUGGUUUGAAAAUGGUCCAAGCCGUUUCCAUCGUCGCCGGCUUCCCUUACACUUUGGCUCUCAAUUUUAUGUGCAUCAGCCUCUGGCGCGCACUUCUUGACGAAGACGAGAAUGAAGAGCAUCGUCGCAAGAGAAAGAGUUUCAACACUUGUCUUUUCGAUUUCCUCGAGGCUUUCAAGCCUGACACGGCGACAUCGAACGCUCCGAAUGCUCGUGAGCGUACGAUUUGUGCUCUCAAGAACUUCAUCUUCCCGUAUGAAUCCAUCGUGAAGUGCAAGCGCGCCACCGGCGCCAGCGAACAGAUUGCCAUGAUCCAUGGUGGCAUCAUCACCGGUCUGCUCUGGACCUUUAUCGGUCUCCUCGCUUCAACGAAGGCUGGCGCGAACGCGCACGGCGUCGCCUGGUUGAUGUUCUUCAUCUUUGUGUUCUGCGUUGCCAGUAUUCGCAGAGAGUUGCGCACCGCCAGAAACAUCAUCGGUGGCGCCAUGGAAGACUUCUGUUCCGUCGGUGCUCUGUUCCCGUUCGCGCUCGCGCAAAUGGAACACGAAGCCGAAUGCAUCGAAAAGAUGGCAUAA
This is a messenger RNA of Ostreococcus tauri, 2415 nucleotides long. Its product is annotated as BCCT transporter family. Bases 1 to 2415 code for a protein of 804 amino acids. Lineage: Eukaryota; Viridiplantae; Chlorophyta; Mamiellophyceae; Mamiellales; Bathycoccaceae. Gene Ontology annotation, molecular function: transmembrane transporter activity. Gene Ontology annotation, cellular component: plasma membrane. The transcript is spliced from 2 exons. The record is from RefSeq and is a predicted model, not a curated record. Gene Ontology annotation, biological process: nitrogen compound transport.